GCAGAUCUGGCCUCCCACUCGUGGUGGCUGGUUCGGCGCGAGGCUAGUACGCUACUAUUCCACCAGUCUACAGCGAACGUUCGUUGGUGUUCUUUCAAAACGCGAAGCGGCAAAGAGAAAAAAAAAUAAACAGACAAAACAUUACAAGUAACAAAGAUAAAUGAAAACAUCAUCAUAACACUAAUAAAAAUCUCGAGCACGUACAAAUAGCAGUGACAAAUUAUUUAUGAGGAAGUUAAUCUAAAGUUUGAGGAACGCAAUAGUUUUGGUGUUUUGUGUAAAGCGUUGUGUUUUUUUUCAUAAGUUUUAAAUGUGAGAUCAUCCAAAAAGUUUAAUGAAGCAAAUUAUCAUCUAGCCGAUGAGGAUUUGAUGCCGCCAGCGAAUAAGGCUGGACCCACCGGUUUCGCAAACACAAUACCAAAUGGAGAACAAAAAGCCGGUGCCGGCAACCCAGCAGCCGCUUACUCAGCAACACCUCAUGGCUCACCAUGUGCACCCAGACCAGAUCUACGCUUCGCAGAACACACAACUCGCCGCGCACCUUACAUCUGCGCAGGCCGGACAAAUCCAACCUAAUGGCGUAAUGCACCAGCUACUACAAAGCCAAUACCACUCCAACAUGAACGCGCGAUCGCCGCUACUAGAAAAUAGACACGAAUUAUACGGCACUGGACACAAUCACGAUUACGGCAGGCAUUAUGGAGCUAAUGACAAUUACAAUUACCCGCAGUCUCCGCCCAGAGUGGAACGAAACGAAAUGCACACAGACCACAAUGUGAAUCACGAACUCCUGCAAAACAUACCGAAGGGGUACAACGCGGAAGUGUACCAGGAUUAUUUGAAACGUAACCCACCGAGAGAUACCAAUCAAAUAUACCAAAAUCACCAGACCACAUAUAGACCUAAUGUAAACCAAUACGGGAGUAAGCCAUAUUUACCGUACUCUAAUAGGAUAGGGCCACAGAGCAACACAGAAUUGUUAAGGAGACAGUACAAUGAAAUCCAACAAAUGAAACUGCAACAGCAACUACAUUAUCAAAAUCAGGCGCAAAUGCAUCAACAGCAGAAGUUUGCUGAAAGACAAUUAUUAUUACAGCAAAUUCACGGUGUCCAACCACCGCCGAACUUACAGAACAGUAUAUAUUCAGACAGUUCCUACAGAGACUUAGACCGAUAUAGUAGCAAAAACGAUUUUAAAGAGUACAGUAGUCCAGACAUUCACAAAGAUUUUGAUAGGUACGCAAAGAAUAAUGAAUACAGAGACAUGGAGAAGCAGAAUAGACAAUACAUAGAAACUCAAUGGCAAUCUGAUCAAAUGGAUUUCAGAGAAGUUGAGAGGCAAAGACGACAAUCGGAAGGGGAGAAAGGAAAUUGUCAAUCGCCACCUUCGGAAUUGAACAACCAAGGUCAGAAGAGUGGUAACGUUGGAGUAGUAUCACCGAUGAAAUCUAGUGAAUCGAGUACACCCAGCGUUAAGUCGCCCUCUUCUGAAAGUCGAAGAAGUAGCGGAGGGAAUCAAGCUUUAAGGUCACCAAUUGCUCAAAGAAUACCGUCGGCUCCCGUCACGAUGGCUGGUAUACUUUACAAACAGGGUUCGGAUGGUCUGAAGGUCUGGAGGAAGAGAUGGUUCGUACUAUCGGAAUACUGUCUGUUCUACUACAAAAGCCAAGACGAGGAGAAGCUGUUAGGAUCAGUAUUGUUACCUUCCUACAAGGUUUCAGCGUGCACUAAUGAAGACAAGGUGCUGAGAAAGUUCUCCUUCAAGCUGGAACACGCAAACAUGCGCACUUACAUAUUGGCGGCGCCAGACCAGGAGUCCAUGUUAAAAUGGGUCAAGGCGCUAACCAUGGCUGCGUUAAUGCAGAGCCCAAGUGACAUUCAGCAAAAGCAGAACGAGAGAACAGCUGCGAAAACAGAGGAUGGUGAUGAUGUCCCGACUUAUGCUAAUGCCCCACCGAAACCGAGGAGAUCUAACGAGGGAUAUAAUUCUCCUAGUCCAAAUAUGUACGAUCCGAAUUAUGAUCUACUCAAAAAGCCAGCAUCACAUUACAGUCAAGGCACCAGUCACACUAGAUACCAGGAUCACACCAACUACGGGACAAGCCCUCAGGAUAGUACAUACAUACGCAGCCCACAGUCACCACCGCCACAACAACCCUCGCAGUACCAAACAAAACGAACCUACGACAGCCACAAUCUCUCCUUACCACUCACUAACACGACUGAUCGACACGACAAUAGCCAACCAAGUACCUCAAACCACUACAAGCCUAAUCCACAGUCGCCUUACUUUGAUAAUAGGAUCAGAGGUCAGCAGCAAGCGCAACAAAUGCCGCAGGAAAAUGUACAAGAGCAAAUUUACGAUCGACAGCCGCAACAAAAUCCGUUUUUGCAAGACAACACCUCUCAACUGGAAACACCGCUCAAAGAAAAUGACCAUCAAAGUCUAAACAAUCGAACAACAUUAGAACAAGAAAAAUCCCCGCAAAAUUAUGAAAUUUAUGACACACGUCCCAAUCAAAAGUCAAAUACGGACCCGAAUGCGUAUAAUAGGGAUGUUUAUGGAGAAUUGAAUUUAAGAAGCAACAGGGCUCAAGGUGGUGUUAACGAGCGGCUGUUGAUCGAGAGGCGAACUCCAGAUGCAUAUGGUAGGUCUACCACUUUGGCUGCAUACGACAGUAACAAAGGAAAAGUUGGCGAUUAUGAGGAUGUUUACGGAACUUAUGCAAAAUCUCCAAUCACUCCACAGUCGAGUCAACAGCAAUCACAAGAUUAUGCAGGAAAUUAUCCACAGGAGAAGACAUUUAGCGGCCCAUCGGUUCUGAGAAGAAAAAAAAUGCAAUCUAGCGGUGUCAAUCCUCCAAUGCCAAGGCCACAUAGUGCAGAUUUUCUAGAAUACGAGUCUAAGAAUGAAAUACUGAACAAAACGAUGCCAACUCGAGCAACGUGCGACCCGCCGAAACAACCGCAGCGACCCAAAUCUAGUCUAGAUAUAAAUUCGUAUUACGACCCCAGCUCAGAUAGAUACUAUUCUGAGGAGAGUUACGCUGAGAAGAUGCGCCAAUCUGCACAAUAUUUACAACAAGGAAUGGGUCCUCGUAACAUUCAAAUCCCACUAGCGAAAUACGCGAGCGGCUUAGCCGAAAAACAGUUGAGUACAGCAUAUUCUCAAAUGUCAAACAACAAUUUCGAUACCGAUUUAGGUCAGAAUAGAACAUCUCGCGAAAAUUUGAACUAUGGUACAAAGUAUGGGGAUAUAGAAGGGCUCAAUUCGAAUUGGACAUUGAAAGAAAAGAGCCUUGAAAACCAAAAAGAUUUCCUUUACAGAAGCGGUAGUGUUAUGAGUGACGGUUCAAACGUAAGUGCUUAUACAAAGGAAAUGAGUCGACUCGAUCCUUCGGGUGAAGGUUUUAUGAGAUCUGCAAGUGCCAGAUUACCAUCUACAGCCACAGAAAAGGAGGGCGAUAAGAAAGUUCAGCAGCGAGAAGAAUCGAUGAAACGUUUACUAGAAUGGAAGCAGAGAAUGCUACAGUCUCCUUUGACUAGGAAAAGUACGCCGGCGACUAUAUCUUUGGCUCGAUCUCUGAAUCAAAGUCGUCAAUCGCUGAGGUCAGACCAAUAUAAAUCUAAGACGUACACAAACGCUUCUUACAACAGCUACUCUUCAGACGAUGAAGCUUCUAUGACAAUGUCAGGUACCAACGUAGAUCCCAGCUCAAACAAUAAUUCGAUAAAUCAGCAAGCAUUGUCAAAGAAAGCUUUUCUCGGAAGUAAUACGUCAAUCGGUAGAAAUAACAGAGAUUCAAAUAUACCAGUACGCGCCGUAAGUCCCAGAGUUAGAUGGGUAGAAGACAAAUCACCUAAUGAUACUUAUGGAUCGCAACAGAUGUCAACAUCCCAGCAAAACUUACACACACUCACAACUACAGAGGACUCCUGGGCAACCGCUCGGUCGCCAUCUCGUGCUUCACAGCAACCAAUCAGAGCAGUCAGCCCGCGAGUCCGAAGGAACACGGAAAACGACGACUUGCAAAGGGAAGGCCAGCGGCCGAGUCAGAUCGACCAUUUGGGGGAAGUCCCCACUGCUGGAGAGCUCUUGGGUCGCACUCACGAAGAGUUGGUGCUUCUUUUGAUCCAACUGAGGAGACGGCAUGCGGCUACCCAUCGCGCCAUUGAACAGUGCCGCGCGCAGAUUAAUAGUAUAGAGGAUAACCUCAGUUCCCUGAAAGCGAUGGAACGCGAAGAGAACUUGCAACGGUUAGACCAACUAAGGAUGCAGUUGAUGGAACUAGAACACCAGUACGAGAAGAGUAAGCCUUUAGUGCAACUGGUGGACAAUAUGGUGAAGCUUGGCUCCUUGUAUAAUAGACCGGGUUCGACGGUGGAGCGCUUAGAGAGAAACCAAAGAUUGCGGCAGAAAGUCCUCGCGGAACACGCUUUGGAGCAACAGAGGUGGUUAGAAAGUGCUGCAGCUGGGAAACCGCUAGAAACUGAAGCAGCAAGAGCAAGAGUGGCAGAACUGUGGGCAUUGGAACAAGAGCUGGCAGAUGAAGCUGCUAUACUGCAGGGGCUGAAGACUGAUAAGGACGCCAUCGAGUCUCUGCUUACUGGGGUUCGCAGUAAACUGGACACUGUCCCUCGAGACCCACCACCUCGACCUACACCUUCAGGACUAGAGGCGGAGCUGGCGCGAGUCCACGCGAUGCUGGCGCACAAUUCUAAGAAACUGGAGCAGACUGUGGCGGAUAACGCUCGAUUAGAGCGGGAGUUACAGCAGUUACGGCGAGCGCUGCAAGCUCGCCGCGCCGCUGCGCCCGCGCAUCCUACGGCAAUGUUGGAAGACGAGGUAUCCCGAGUACAGCACCUAGUAACGGCGUUGCAGCGACAACGGCAAGAGUUGAGUCGCGCUGUAAGACUGCUGACUCAGCAAUCUCACGCGUUACAGAAUACUCAUGACUCAAUGCCAGGGAAACGUAGACCGCAAACGUCUUCUUGGCAAGAGACGAACUUGGACACGGGUCUAACCAUAGACCACGGUCAGUCAGAAUACGAUUAUGACGUCGCAAGUCCGUUGAUGCCGCCCGGUCAUUACGACCCGCGCAGCGUGGAGACGCCUCUAUACGUGGACACGAGGGGAGGGGGGCGUGACGUCACAUCCCCACUUACCAGCGAGGAGAUGCAGCAUUCAGGGUUCGGUAAUCUAUCAAAUGUGGAAAAGCAGGAGAUCAAGACGGUCCGUAUCGUGAAAAGAGAGAGCGAGAGGAGACAGAGAGACAGAGAACGCUCGUUACAACCGAUGUCCGAUUGGCCGAGCAACAACAUUACUGCGAACCUGGACCAGUUCAUAGAAGAAGAACUAGUUCAAUCACUGAACUAUACCCGCGCCUCUUCUGUCCCAAGGAACGAUUACAAAAGAUACGAUGAUUACUACACGAAACCUCAGCCUGAACCGCCUAACUAUUUACGCUUGAACGAAACCAAUAUGGAGCUGAGUCCCAAGUUCCCUUCCAGCCCUUCUCUAUCCAACUACGAUUAUUCGCAGAACGUUUCCUCAUUGAACAGCAGUUACCACAAGAGUUACGACAAGAGUUAUGACAAGAGUUACGACAAGUCUCUCUACGAUAGAUCCUUGUCCACUCAGUACUUAAACAGUCCUACUGAUAGUUCUCGGACUUUGACUAAUGAUCCUCUAUCGAAGACUAGCAGCGUCGUAAGCUUGACCAGGUCUCAUAUGGAAUUGUCGCCUAUAUUCAAAAGCGAGGCGGCGAAGCAGAUAAUUACUGAAAUGUCUGGGGAGCCUAAAAGCGGCUCGCUGCAUAGAAGACAAGUGCCGAAGGAGAAGAGAAGACAUUAUACUGCGCCGCAUCAUCUCAGCGCGAAGACUUUGAACGAGCUGCCGAAAGAUGGAUAUAAUCAGGAUAAGAUAGCGAGGUCCCUCGACGACGCUGACAUGGAACGCGCAUUACGAGCGCCGGACGUGGUCCGCUCGUCGCUUCCCGCGCCCGCUCACGCUCACGCUCACUCGUCCGCCACCGCUCACGCUCACGCCACCGCCGGCGCGCCCGCUCACCGCCUCGUCGAUAACACUAUAGACCAAUUGCUCGCCGCGCCGCAGAAGAUAUUGAUUCCGGAGCGGUACAUACCCGAGAAGCCUCCAGAACUGUCUCCUGAGGAACAACAAAAGCGUCAAGAAAAAGUGGAGUCUAUCAAAAAAAUGCUUACCAGCACAUCCAACGAUCCAACUAAGAGUCCGGACGGUCCAGAGAAGAGGCAGCGGGAACACUUACUGCAGAUGAACCAGAUCCUAGCCAAGCAAGUCACGGAAAUGAGCAAAAUCAUCGCUGUGAAAGCUUUGGAAGAGCUGCCUCUGAACAACGGAAGCCACGACCCCGACGACCGAUCGCCUGACAUUGAACUCCCGAUUUACCAACAACGAGACAAUUUCUUUACAUAAUCAAAUCUACUAAAUGAAAAUUACUUUUUAAUGAAUGUCAAAGAAGACCCUAAAUUGCCUAAAUGACGAAUAUCUGACUGUCACCACUAACAAGUCUUUCUACCACCCUACCCUUUCUUUAAGGGAAAGGUAAUAAAAAAAAAUACCAAUAUAAAUGUUCGAUCCUUCCAAAAUUUUAAUUGGCAUUUAUUUUCACGCGAUUAUAUAGCGAUGAUAAAUAAUUUCAAGUCAAGUGUGAUAUUCGAAUUUCCAAUCACUUCUUGCCUGACUUGUAUUUUAUCCUUGACGAACCAACUAAUACUGUACUCCCUAAUAAAUACUGCCUCUUAUAUUUAUAUAUGUUUUCUUAUAAACAAAAUAACAAUCUUCGAAUAAUCAAAUGAAAUGUUUGUACUAUACAGAACUUUAGCACUGAACGUUUUAGAAGUAUAAGAGCUUGAUGUUUAGGGCACUUUUUGCUGAUUCAAUGUUGAUAUUAUUAUACGUAUCCUCUUUGAUUAGAUCGCGAAUAUUUCGCAAUUGUAUUGGAUUUACUCCUUGGCAAAUACUGUUAUUACCUUAUGGAUAGAAUUCUAAAUGGACAUCAAGUUUUGCGGGCUUUAAUAUAUUAUAAGCUAAAGUAGUAUGUUCAAUUACUAGUAAAUAUGAGACUUGAUGAAAAUAUAUAUUAGAUACUAUAUAUAUAAUUGACUCUGUAGGUCAUGCUUUUAUAUUAGACAGUGGUUUUAUAUAUUGCCACUCAGAUCUAACGAAGUUGCUCAUUUGUCUUUGAUAAAUUUAGCAUUCACAAUGAUAGAGAAAUAGCUAUUAAUAAUUUAUAUCAAGGAUAGAAUAAAGCAGAUGGUGACAAAAAUGGAUUUGAAACUGCUAACUUUGUUAUACAGGCGUCUGUUGGUUGGUAAAUAUCUUUAAUAUAAAUCAUUAUUGCUCACAAACACUAAUAAAAACCUAUAACGACUGAAAUGCAUGCAAUGCUUAAACAAACUUUAAUUCCUAGUGAAACUUGACACUUAUACUAAUUAUAAUUUGAUUGCUAAUUUAAUAGUACUUUAACGAAAUACAAGUUUUACGUAUUCACUAAGGAUUAUUAAUUUUUCAGAUUGAGAAAUGAUAAAAUAUUUAGCCAUGUUUUUAAUUUGGAAAAAUGUUAUGAUAUCACCUAUCAUAAAUUCACGAUAGGCCAUUUUAAUUAAUUAUUUACCUAUAAAUUUCACGUAAAAGAUGCUUUUGAAAUCAACAUGAUGCUAGCUUAGAUUACAGGGUUUUUUCUUGGGUAAACAGCAUUAUUGCCAGUAACUCUUUUGUGUAAUUCUAAACAAAUAAAGGUCAAAAAAUAACAGAAAUCCUAUCAAAUAUACCUAAACAAUUUAUUAAACUGCGAGUCCGUAAAUUUGAUUUUCCAUCGUUUUCCAAGUUCAUUAGUCUAACGGACCGCGAGAAUCGAAUUUGUCUAGCGAGCUAUCAAAAUCGUGCUCUGUAACGUUGUCCUUAGUAGCGGCCUUGAGGAUCACGUGAAUACACAACGUAAUUAAUAAACGUUCUAAUAUAAUUGAUUCUUCGAAAUUGAAUUAGGUCCUCUCAAAUCCAAUCAUUGACGUCCUUUUGGUACAAUGGUAGCAUAAGCCUAAUGGUGCAAAGGUUCGAAUCUUUCAUGCAUUAUGUCGUAAUCCUUUGUUGGGUUGUAAUGGCCCGUACUCACAUACAGUAAUACUCUAUCAUAUCUCCCUAAUUAAUAAACGAAGAAUAAGCUUGUAUUGUUUAUUGGGUUGAUGAUGAUGAUGAUGAAGCUUGAAUAAGUUACUCCAUGUUUUGUCUCUGUUCGUUGAAUGACAAAUGGCAUUUGAGUGAUAUGAACAAAACACGGCGUACCUAAUCUAAGCUUAUUCCCCGUUUAUGAAAAAGAGGGAAUAGGUUUACUCUAAAGCGAGUAGAAGACAACGCAUCGCAGUUUACGAAUAAGAAAAAAGAAAUGAUGUCCACACGUUGAUUUCACUCACGUUAGAUUAAAAUUAGCGAAUAAUGCCAUAGCGACAGUAAAAAGAAAUCCUGCAGCCCACAAAAUACGAAAUGUUCACCAGAAC
Chilo suppressalis (striped riceborer) is the source of this 8535-nucleotide messenger RNA. NCBI's taxonomy places the organism in Eukaryota, Metazoa, Arthropoda, Insecta, Lepidoptera, Crambidae. The record is from the annotation of a GenBank genome assembly.